CAGGUGGUGAGACGCGAGCGCCGAGGGUUUUGGUGUGGUGCUCCUCCAGGGCCAGGCACAGGCAGGAUUCAGUCCCAAUCUACAUAUCAUAUCAAUUAAAGCAGUGCCAGGUGAAGUAGCGGAGAGACAUAGCUGGGCCUUUUCAUUUUUAUUUUGAUUUUUUUUUUGUUUUUUUACCAUAAAAUAUACCAUGGCUGCUGUGGAGAAGACUGAGGAAGAGCUUCGCAAAGAGAUCGAAGAACUCCAUCGCCAACAGCGCGAGAUUACCGAGCGGCUUCGCGAUCCAAGGGGUCUCCGCCGCGGUGCUUUAUCCGUCUCUGCUCCUCGCAAUUUUGCCCCUAACGGCGGCCGCCAGCGUGGCUUUGUUAGACCUGCUGAUAGGACCGAUUCCGAAGACCAACCUCCUCCCAAAAAGCGACUUUCUUCAGCUGUCUUCAAGGUUGAGGAUGGAGAGAUUGUUGAGGAUGCUUCCUCUCCGGCUGCUGCGAAAGAAGUGGCAAACAAGCCUGCUGAUGUGGAACAAGGUGCUGGGAAUUCAGCUCCUACCCUGAGUGAGAGGAAGCCCUCCAAUUGGUCUAUGAGGGAUGCUAGUUAUCAAAAGCCAUCUAGAAUGGACUUUGACAUUCCUCCAGCUGAGCAUGUUCCCAGAGUAUUGCCCAAGAAUGAGGAUCCUAGUUUGGUUAACAGGAACAAGAGGAUGCUGAACCAGCUUCGUGGAACCCUCGAGAAGUUCAGAAAAGAAGACAUGCAACUUUCUGGAUCAGAAGCAUACAUGCGUAGGUCAGAUUCACUCAAAAGGGCUGAGCAAAGGGCACGUGAAGAAAGCGAAAGGCUUAGACAACAAGAGCGCGAACAGAUUGCGGAAAAGCGGAGGAGAGAUUUGACUCUUAGAGCUCGUGUUGCAGCCAAGGCAGAAGAAAAGAAACUGGACCUGCUGUUUCUUCGGUGGUGUGAGCAUCACAAAAAACUUGGCAAUUUUAUAAGGACAAAAGCGGAGCCUUCCAUAUAUUACGCUUUUGCCAAGCCAUUGGAUGAAGAUGUACAGUUGGUUGAGCAGGAGAAAGAACAGAUGUUUCAAGAAUGGAAAGCUGCAAGGAGAGAGGAGCUGUCUCAAUACCAGAAACAGAUAGUUGAGCAGUACGUGGCAAAUGUUGAGAAGGAGCUAGAGAGGUGGCAAAAUGGAAGGAAAGGUAGGAAAGCAAACAAUGAAAUGGCAAAUUUGCAGGAGACAAUGGACAAGGAACUUGAGACCCACAGGCUUGAGCAUGGUCCCAAGACCAGAAAGAUUCCUGGUGGAACCAGCAAUGAAGAAGAGGAGGAUGUGGAAGACAUUAAUGUUGGGGAGGAUGAUAUGAUGGAUGAUGUUCUGGAUGUUGAUGAGAACAGCAGGAGAGUUGAUGAAAUAGCAUCAAAAGCAGAAACUGGAGAUGGGAGUCCACAACCUGAGAACAAGGAUUAGUAAUAUCUGAAGCCUGUCCUAGUUAUUUUGUAGGUUUUGGUCUGGUAGUUUCUUGUCAUUUGAGUUUUUCUUGUUACUUGGCUUCUAUUUUUUUGAUAGGUAUGGUUUUAUUUAACUAGAUGUUGAGUAUUGUGUGUGUUCUUGUUUAACCCUCCAGUUUUGUGGUGUCAAACAAUAUUCGACUGGGAGAGGUGUGCUAAAUUAGUUGUAUACAUACAUUAAUUGGUUUUUAAGCUUUUCCUUCUAAAAAUAGUUCCUGGGAUGGCUAGAUACUUGAAGUAUUAGCGGCCUGACGCAGGAUGUUUUGGA
Coffea eugenioides is the source of this 1768-nucleotide messenger RNA. RefSeq names its product pinin. Gene Ontology annotation, cellular component: catalytic step 2 spliceosome. NCBI's taxonomy places the organism in Eukaryota, Viridiplantae, Streptophyta, Magnoliopsida, Gentianales, Rubiaceae. The record is from RefSeq and is a predicted model, not a curated record. The transcript has 10 exons. Bases 191 to 1459 code for a protein of 422 amino acids.